Ictalurus furcatus (blue catfish) is the source of this 4006-nucleotide messenger RNA. RefSeq names its product coiled-coil domain containing 117 (gene ccdc117). The record is from RefSeq and is a predicted model, not a curated record. The transcript is spliced from 6 exons. Lineage: Eukaryota; Metazoa; Chordata; Actinopteri; Siluriformes; Ictaluridae. Bases 173 to 1000 code for a protein of 275 amino acids.
CAUCAGUCGCGCGCGUUCUAGAAUUUUAUCGCGUGUUCUCAAGCUCACGCGCAGUCUCGUGUGUGUUUUGUCAGUGGUAGCGAAGUUGCUAGCUUCAGAUUCAUUUCUUCCUGAGUUGUUUAUCUGUUCUACCCCGCCGUAAUUUCUGUGCUCGCUAACUGAGACAGACAGGAUGCAGAGUGCCAGUCCAGGGAGCAGGGAUCUAGGGUACUUCCCCUCCAUAUACUCUUCCCUUCCACACUUCACCGUUCCUGAUAUGAGCAUCUCAAAGGGACAAACCGGUGGCUCACUCCACCUCCCGGGAAGCUCCAUGACCAACUCGAGCUGGGAGAGGAGAUGUCUGAGGAAGCACAGGAGAAGAACAGACGAUGAAGGCUGCAGCGCCAAAAGACAGAAGAUGAUGGACGAGGGCGAAUCCGAUCCCUCGGAGGACACGAGCUCCAGCUCAGACCCGGGGUGGUUAACCGAGUGCGCGACCGGUUCUCCCACAGCUCGGCACUGCGCUACGGCCGUCCCGCCGUGCCCAAACACCCAGUGCAAUCAGAACCCUUUACCCGCCGCCAGGCCGGAGACAGAGGGCUCCUGUAUGGAGGUGGAGGCGGCGCAGAGGAAGCUGCAGGAGAUCGAGAACAGAAUAACUCUGGAGGAUGACAGCGAUGAGGAUCUGGACGUAGAGCCGCCUCAGCGCAGACCCGUGCUCGUGCUGUCUGACAGCCUGAGGGAAGGGCUACAGCGCGGCAUUGGCGACAUUCUCCCUCAUACAGUAGCACAAUUAGUGAGCCGUUCGUGUAUGGAGCUGGUGCUGUGGCGCCCCCCGGAGGACCCGCUCACCCAGCAGCUGAAGGACUCUCUCCAGAGACAGCAGCGUAAACAGCAGCCGGUGUGCAGACAGACCCCGACACCCAUCCCCAUCCCUAAAGGGGCGGACGAGCGCACCUUCAGCCCCCUCGCCUGCCCUCCUGCGUCCUCCAGCUCCACAGAGGAGGACAUGGAGCUAUAGACUCGAGCCUACGAGCAUGGAACUGACUUUCUCCGUCGAGCUUCGACCGGAGGUUUUCGGGUUUUGUCGCUUCUGCCAACGCGUCAAAAGGUCGAGCUCUCGGUAUUGCACUACAAAAACGAAACGCGAGUUUUAGUGCCAUGUCUUGCAUCACGUGCCGUACGUCUCUUUUGUUUGCUGCUUCGGACCGUAUUUCGGUGACGAGAUAACCGGGUUUGUGUCGCAGGCUCAAAACCACACUACUACCGUGCACGUCUACGAACGCUCACAUCACGCAGAUGCGGUGUAAGUGUUAUGUAAUGUGACAACAUGGCUGUUCGUUUCCAUCCGUGCCAGCGAGCCAUCAUACAGGAUAUUUACGCUUCAGGUUGUCUCAUGUGUUCCAAAAGUAAUCUGUAGCACUGCAUAACAAAUCCCACAGCUCCUUAGUGUUUUGUAACACUUCUUGGUGUAGGGUGUAGGGUGUACUUGCAUUAUAGUGUACUAUUAUCAGAAAACGUGCUCUCAGCAGUUCUUCAUCCGUCAGAUGUCUUUUCCUCAGCUUACAGGUGUGGAAAAUGAUCCGUUUCAGUCUCGGUGGCAUCCGGCGCAUACGUGCGACAAGAAUUCCUCGGGGUGGGGUGGGGGAGAAGAAGAGAAAAGCUUUUUAAUCAACACUCGGUUGUAAUGGAGGUGUAAGGGCGGUUGUUGUUGAGUGAGGAAUGAGACAGAGUGGCACGCUGUUACAGGAAAAUAAUCAACAGCGGGUUGAUUGAUUGUGACAACGAAGCGGAGUUUCCUGAAAUGUUUUAUUCCUCUUAUACUACACCGAUAUUCUUAAACGAGUGCUUAAACAAUGACACGCCAUACUUUUUACCCCCUUCUCUCUCUCUCUCUCGCUCUCUCUCUCUCAAACCCCGCCCCCCCACAGCAGCUAUUCUGUUACAGCUUUAACCUCUAACUGUUCCAAAGCACUAACAGUGGAGACUCCUUCCAUAAAUGUCCAGUAAACAUACUUUCCUCGCAGAAACUUACACCGCAUCAACGAAUACACGCGUUAAAAAAUAAAAACGUUUACGUAGCGUACGAGUCCCUGCGAACGAGCCGUUUCUAUAGCAGCGAUAACGAGCGCACCGACUCGUAUAAACCCUCGUUAACGCAGCUGCACUACCGUCAGAGCUGCAGACCAAUCAGAAUCGAGAAUUCAGCAUUUCCUGAUAUUUCUGGUAUAUUCUCUGCGCCCUCAGACCCACACGAGCACGGCGCGUAGUCUUCCUCGUGAAGACGGCGUCCCGUCUCUGAAUGCGUGAGCGUAGUACGAGUUCUACGUGUUUUGUAAAGUAAGCGUUCACUACAGAGAAAAGCCGCAAAAUUUCCCCGGACGCCGCGGAGAACACGCUUUCGUGCACACGUCUGGAAGCUGUGAACCCUUUGUUUUGUUUUGUUUUGUUUUGUUUUUUUAAUGAAAUGCUUUUCUUUUGUGAGCACGUCGUAUGAAACGUUCCACCCUCACAAAAUUAAUAAAAAAAGGCAAUAUUAAAUUCAAACGAGGAAUAUCAUAGCAAGUGUAGAACGUUCUGCUGUACAUCCGCCAGGCUUGCACUCCUACGGCGAAUACAAGACGUGACGAUAUUUCGUGUCUUUCUUCCUGUUUGCUUUUCAGCUUUUUGAACGUACAAAUCAUUUUAACAAGCUGUGUAAAGUCGGGCCUGUUUUUCUUUAAUAAAAUUAGAGAUGUACUUAUGGAAAAGGUUGUGAAUGUGUUUACUGAUCAAAAAAAUCAUAAUAAAACACAGUGUAGAAAAUAAUCAAGCGUAAACAGUUCAUGAUAUUUGAUUACAGUUGAUGAAAACAAAUACAGUGCGUAAAUUGUGUAAUCAUGCAGGGAUUCAAUUAUUAACUGAUUUGAUAUAUUUUUUUUUUUAUUCAUAUAUUUUACUGUCUUAAAUUCUUGAAAUCAUUACCGAUUAACGCUCGUACGCCACUUCUUCUCGAUCACGUGAUCACGGGAGCGUCUUUUCGAACGUGUUCUAUAGACGUGAGCUCGGAGACGACUGCGAUCAGGUAGCGUCGCGCUAAUCCACACGGGAGAGAGUAACGAAUCAGUAGUGAUGUGUCGUUCUCUAAGGAGUUGACUCUUUGAAUCGGAUCUUUUCGUUGAACUCCGAGAGCCGACUCGCACGCACGAGUCGUUUUGUUCGUAGACAUACGGGCGAUGCCGUUCGUAAUGGUCCUUACAUGUAGUACCUUUCUGUAGUUCCUUUACUAUUCUAUUAUUUGAGAUAAAAAUGACAACAAGCCUUCUGAGAGUCGAAAGAGUCGACUCUUAUGAGUAGGCUGACAGGUGUAAACUCACAAUAGUCUCAGCAUGAUGCUUCACAAAAAAAAUAAAUAAAUAAAAUAAGGAUAUAGUCAGUGGUCAAAGGUUAGGGUUCAGGGCUGUUUUCAAAUCAGAGUGCUGUCGUGUCACAGAGCUCUCCAGCGCUGGAGCGAUCUAGGAAAAAGAAACCGCGUUAUUUCAUUAUUUUCUUACAGUUAAGUAGUAUAGACGACGUUUCGUACUGUUUACCAAUUCCAGUGCCAAUUAAAAACGCAUCCUAGUUAAGCCAUGGUGAUGUUACGUACUGUCUCCAGGUAGGAUCCAGCCAGCUCGGUGUUCCCCCGCUCCCGGUUUAGACGCGCAGCGCUGGGUGUGUAGGUGUGUGUGUGGCUCUGUGUGUCAGCCUGCAGCUGCCGGAUGCGGCUCUGGAGGUGGCGCAGUAGUUUGUAUGAGUCCAGGUCGUGGCUGCUGGCAGUGUCUGGGACGUGAGCCGAGGAAGCAGAGAAUGCUGGGAUGGCCGUGAUCUCACUGGAGCUCUGGGAGUAGUGAGCAAGCCAAAAUGUUCACCCAAAAUGUUCCCACAGCGAAUAAUAGAUUAUUCAACAUCUCAAAAAAAAAACAAAACAAAAAACCCCCACACACACACCCCCCUACCUCCUUUUCUUAACAUGCUGUUACAUUAUCAAGAAAAUUUGCAUACCGGAAAA